AUGGAUCCCCGGCAACGCGACGACCAGGAACGGCAAGAAGAUGAAGAAGCAGCGGCGGCGAGUGGUGCAGCCGCCGUCGAGGGCGCGUCGGCGGAGGGAUGCGUUCCUCCGGCCGCCGUGACAGGGGAAGGAGGCUGCGGGGCAGCGUCGGAGGAGGAGCUGCAGGACGCUGCCCCUGCGGCGGCACUGGCACUCUCCGGCGAUAGGGGAUGCGGAGAAGCAUCGGCGGCGGAGGAAGCUGCCGGUGCCGCCUCCACUUCCGGCGCCGGGGACGGCGACCGCGAGGUCGACGGGCCGUACGUGACGCCGACGUCGCCGAGGCACCGUUUGCCGGCGCCGAGGGCGCGCGCGGGCGGCGAGGAGGACGACGGCGUGGUGGUGGUGGAGGAGGAGGGGGAAGGGGAGGGGAAGCCGCCGGAGGCUCCCGUGCCCGCGGCGGAGAGGGUGGCCGCCGCGGUGGAGGCCGCGGCGGCGGCGGCGGCGGCCGGGGAGUACCGGAACGCGUACAGGCGGCAGCUACAGGCGCUGUCGCGGCGGGUCCGGCUGCUCGGCCCCUUCGUCGAGGAGCUCCGGGAGCGGAGGGGGUCGGCGUCGAGGCUGGAGGAGGAGGAGGAGGUGGAGGAGAGGGCGCUGGCGCCGCUCGCCGCCGCGCUGGAGGCGGCGCUCGCGCUGCUCCGGCUCGGCCGCGAGGGGAGCAGGAUAUCCUUGGUUCUUGAGAGGGACAGUGUAAUGAAAAAGUUUCAGGGAGUAAUUUUGCAGUUGGAACAAGCUUUGUGCGACAUCCCGUACAAUCAAUUGGAUAUAUCAGAUGAAGUUAGAGAGCAGGUUGAGUUAGUGCAUGCACAACUCAAAAGAGCAAAAGAACGGAUUGAUAUGCCUGAUGAUGAAUUCUACAAUGACUUACUAUCUCUAUACAACAAGAACUAUGACCCGAGUGCAGAACUGGCUAUCCUUGGAAGAUUGUCAGAAAAGCUGCACUUGAUGACGAUCACCGAUCUCACACAAGAAUCACUUGCCUUGCACGAGAUGGUUGCAUCCGGCGGUGGUCAGGACCCAGGAGAGCACAUUGAGAAAAUGUCAAUGCUACUAAAGAAGAUCAAGGACUUUGUGCAAACACAGAACCCUGACAUGGGCCCUCCUAUGGCUUCCAGGGUUUUGGAUUCAAAUGGGGAGUCAAGGCCUAUAGCCAUUCCUGAUGAGUUCCGGUGCCCAAUUUCUCUUGAGCUGAUGAAGGAUCCUGUUAUAGUCUCUACAGGCCAGACAUAUGAGCGGGCAUGUAUCGAGAAAUGGAUAGCAUCUGGUCAUCAUACGUGCCCAACUACACAACAGAGGAUGUCAACCUCAGCAUUGACACCCAACUACGUCCUUAGAAGUCUCAUUGCCCAGUGGUGCGAAUCCAAUGGGAUAGAGCCACCGAAGCGCUCAACCCAGCCUAACAAGCCUACGCCUGCAUGCUCUUCAAGUGAACGCGCUAACAUUGAUGCUCUACUGUCUAAGUUAUGUUCUCUGGACCCUGAGGAGCAGAGAUCAGCCGCUGCAGAGCUUCGCCUCCUCGCAAAACGGAAUGCAAACAACCGGAUCUGCAUUGCUGAAGCAGGUGCCAUUCCCUUGCUGUUGAGCCUGCUGUCCUCAUCUGACCUACGAACUCAAGAACAUGCAGUUACUGCACUUCUGAACCUUUCCAUACAUGAGGACAAUAAGGCGAGCAUCAUAUCGUCCGGUGCUGUGCCGAGCAUAGUCCAUGUUCUGAAGAAUGGCAGCAUGGAGGCACGGGAAAACGCUGCGGCCACACUCUUUAGCCUCUCAGUGAUUGAUGAAUACAAAGUAACAAUUGGGGGAACAGGAGCUAUCCCAGCCCUUGUAGUACUGCUAGGCGAGGGUAGCCAGCGGGGGAAGAAGGAUGCAGCAGCAGCCCUCUUCAACUUGUGUAUAUACCAAGGGAACAAGGGCCGAGCGAUACGGGCCGGCCUUGUGCCACUCAUCAUGGGGCUGGUGACCAACCCUACAGGAGCACUCAUGGAUGAGGCUAUGGCAAUUCUCUCUAUUCUAUCCAGCCACCCUGAGGGGAAGGCAGCAAUUGGAGCAGCAGAGCCUGUCCCUGUGCUUGUGCAGAUGAUCGGAAGCGGAACCCCGAGAAACAGAGAGAACGCCGCAGCUGUCAUGCUUCAUCUAUGCAGUGGAGAGCACCAUCUUGCGCAUUUAGCGCGUGCCCAGGAGUGCGGCAUCAUGGUCCCAUUGAGGGAGCUGGCUCUGAACGGCACCGAUCGGGGGAAGAGGAAGGCUGUGCAGCUGCUUGAGCGGAUGAGCAGAUUCCUGGUUCAGCAACAGGAGGAACAGGAGUCCCAGCGGCAAGCCUCGGUGCAGGCCCCGGAAACCGACAUCCCUGAACAAUUGGACAGCCCAGCUUCACAAUCCUACCAAGCAUUGGAUUGAGUAGGAUCCAGGUUCACUCACUUUGCAUUCUGCUCAUGAUUCAUAGCAUGCUGAUCAAUCUGAGGUUUUUUCCACAAUCUUGAACUAUCUGGUAGAAGAUGGCCAAUCUGUCUUCCAUUCUUGUGUGCUGAAACUCCCAGAUUGUGGGCAUGUGUUAAAGUGGCUCCAGGGUGUUGAGAUAGAUGUGUACAGUUUCUUAAACAUGCAGCUUCAAAUACUAUAUGUAGACAACAUAAUGCAAGGUUUUCCCAUGUAUAUCCCUCAAACUGUAAUACCAUGUGUAAAAGAGAAGUUUCAAAUGCGGAUUUGAGCAGCAAAUCUUAUGGCUUUACUUCUAGCUUUGUAUUUCUGCUCAUGGUUGUUCCAUAGCAUGCAUCAGAUCCAAACAGUGUCAAUAACUGUACUCCAUUUCAAAGAGUAGAAUGAUGCUAACGCAAUGUAAGCA
Oryza brachyantha (malo sina) is the source of this 2878-nucleotide messenger RNA. Its product is annotated as protein spotted leaf 11. The transcript has 5 exons. The coding region runs from base 1 to 2433 and encodes 810 amino acids. Gene Ontology annotation, cellular component: nucleus; cytoplasm. Gene Ontology annotation, molecular function: ubiquitin-protein transferase activity; protein binding. Gene Ontology annotation, biological process: cell surface receptor signaling pathway; protein ubiquitination. The record is from RefSeq and is a predicted model, not a curated record. NCBI's taxonomy places the organism in Eukaryota, Viridiplantae, Streptophyta, Magnoliopsida, Poales, Poaceae.